Diprion similis is the source of this 2405-nucleotide messenger RNA. RefSeq lists its product as uncharacterized. Gene Ontology annotation, biological process: activation of protein kinase activity; regulation of mitotic spindle organization; regulation of mitotic nuclear division. The record is from RefSeq and is a predicted model, not a curated record. Bases 132 to 1769 code for a protein of 545 amino acids. Gene Ontology annotation, molecular function: protein kinase binding. Lineage: Eukaryota; Metazoa; Arthropoda; Insecta; Hymenoptera; Diprionidae. Gene Ontology annotation, cellular component: nucleus; cytoplasm. The transcript is spliced from 7 exons.
AAACAGUUUACGGCAACGGGUACCGAAUGGAGCCAUGGAGCAGGCGAAGUGUAUGUAUAUUUUAUAAACACGUCUGACAUAAGUUACACAAAUAUCUUCGCCGGAAAAAUUAUAACUGAAAGAAAGCUGUGAUGGAGCAAGUGCAAUGGUCGACGCCAAAUAAAAGUGAUAUAAAUCGACACGUGUCGCCGAUAGACAGUCCCCGUUGUCUGAGGACUCCUGUAAAACAAUAUGAGUCUAGACACAAACAAACUGCAUAUCAGAAUAAUACUGGUGGUUUUACUGUUUUGCCAAAUCACAUAACUCCACCGUCUGGGUUCACAAAGUUCAUAGCAAGGAACCCUUUCGAGGCAAACCUCACCAACAGGCUACAUUUAUCUGUGAUUAGUCCCACCGUGUUUACCCAGGUUUCUAGUCCGGGACAAGAAUCACCCAAGUUCAUGUGGAGUGUUGAAGAACUGGCUCUUAUUAAACCAGCUCGGAUAGAAGAAUCUCCUGUUCAACAACUUCACUGUUCAGAUCCUGAGAUUGAGAUUAAAGCGCAGGCUGCUAUUGAUAAAUUCUUUAGCGAAAACAAAAUAUUCCCAAGUCCAUGGGAUUCCAAGCGGAAAGACUUGAAUAGGAUAGAAAUAUCAACACCAACAAGGCCUCAAGAAGACUUAAACAGCACAAGAGAUUCUCAUAAAGCAAAAAAAGAUAGCUGGACACAAACUGUACUUACCUUAACUCCUAAUUUGCCCAAGGAUUUAGAGGAAGCUCUGAAACCAUACUUCACAUUUACACAGGCGCAACAGCAAGUCGAAAAUGACGAGGCUAAUUUGAGCAAUAGUUCGCUACGCAGAAAGUUAUUUUUCAAUCAAGAUGAUAAUCUUGAAGAUGAACAGUAUAGUUCCAUGUCACUUUCGCCUGUACAAUCCAAUGGUGCAAUGGAAUUAGGUGUUACUUGUAGUCCCACUCAAAGUGGCAUGUUCCUAGAAGGAUUGGCUCUGAAGAGAAGUUCGCGAAAACUUCAGCGUGAUCAUGGUACACCAAUAGCUAGUGCUAGUAAUUUAUCACCUCCAAAUGUCUCUCCGAUUGUUAACAAUAACAGUAACAUGUCUUGUCAAAGUAUCAGAUCUCGAGUAUCUCGUUCUGUGGCUAGGCUAGAUUUUACGACUGACAUGAGCAUCGAAGCUUCUGUGACUGAAGAGAAAAAGACUGACAAAGAUGAUGAGCAUAAUGAUUCAAUGCUAAGUUGUCGCUCAACUUUAGGUACUUCUAUGCUAUGCACUAAGUUGAGUAGCUCCACUGAAGACAUAGAUAAAUUUGUAGAACCACAGAAAUUGAAAAAACGGACAACACAGAAUGAAACUAUCGAGAUGAUACUUUUAGGAGAUGAGACAACGCAAGUUGAAUACGAAGACCGAAUUAUGGAUGGUUCGUCUGUUGCCCAUCGGCAGCAAAAGGAAACCGUGAAUCGUUUGAAGUUAGCCGCAGAGUGGUGCAAAUUGCAUUCCAACGAGAGUUAUGCUUAUCAGAACAACACGUUUGCAGGAAUUUCAGGGCAACAAAGUACUUUUAAUUUUGCUCAAGAUACUGGCUAUCAAACUCAAAGUAUGAAUAGUACCAGUAUGAACGAAAACGUCAAUGCCUCUCCAACUAAAAGCAACAUUCGAUGGGAUGAAAGAAUUUUGACACAUGAUGACGAAAUGCACAUGUCCGAUUGGAAAAGAAACAUACAAAACAUAUACAGUUCAACUCCGUCAAAGAGUAAAAGCAGAGACAAUUGAAUUUAUAGAUAUAUGUGAGUUUCUACACAAAGUAUUGAAUGUAAUAUUCAUAAUCUUACUUUGCAUGACAUUCAUCGAUGUAUAUGUGAAACAGGCAUUUCAGCAACAAUAAGAUAACAAAGUUUGGCGAUUACAACCUGCAUAAUUGCCAUAUGAUAUAUAUUUUUAAAUAUCGUUAAUUAGCAUAACAGUUUAUUAUGUGUUUGUAAAAAAAAAAAUUCGCAAUCGAUAAUUAAUUUGUGUAAAUGUUUUUGAAUUGUGAAAUCAUAUGACUGCCAUAUUAGUUGGUUAAGUAUCAUACUAUUUAGAAACUAAGACUACUCGUAUUAUUUUUCUAAUUGACCAGUAUUUCCUGCCACAAAACUAAGUUACGUAUGAUUGUAAUCAAUAUGUUUUACACCUUUUGUAGAAUUGUUGAAGUGAAUACUUUCUACACGAAAAUGAUGUACUUCGACUGCAAUACAAUUGAAGUUUCAAUUUCUUUCAGUUUCUUUAUCCUAAAUAAGGACUUCAGACUAAGCAACAUUAAAUAUGAAAUUGAGCUACAGAAAUUUGAUUUUAUAUAAUAGUGUAAAAAGAAACAAAUUAAUAAUUUAGUGUGACAUGUUAAUACAAGUAAAAGUAAUAAUACAAUUA